UGAAGCAAUCCCACUGAAAAUCGACAUGACAACGGUGGAAUAACCUUGUUUCAAAUUUCAAAGAAUCAAAACAAUAAAAUAAUUUGUUUACUUCCUACCAAGAGUACGCCGGUGGUUAGUUAUCUUGCAAAUAACAAUUUUUAUCUCUAAAACAUUACAUAAAAACGUUCCUGAAAUGAGUAAAAGGAAAAAAGUCAAGCUCGAAUACAAAGAAAUAGAAGAAAAGCUCGGCUGCGCCGACGAAGAAAACAAUUCUACCGAUAAUACGGAAAAAGUCCGAAUUCAACAACCAGAGAAGAAACUCAACCCUAGCACUUCAAAAAUUGGGAAAAAAGAAGCCAAAAAGGAGGAAACCGGUAAAGAGGACGAUGAUGUAGAUUCAGAACUAGACGAUCCUGUAAUAAAAGACUUAUUUUCUGGCUUGGAAGGUGCUGCUUUCCAGAGUCGAAUGCCUUUCGACAAAUUGACCUCAACGGAAGCAGCUUGUUUUCCUGAUAUUGCUAAUGCUGCUCUACAAACCAUCAAAGUAUAUCUGAAUAUACGAAAUCGUAUUCUGCAAAUGUGGUUGGAAAAUCCCAAAUUGCAACUCAUUUUGGAACAUGCAAUUGAUCGAAUGGAAGCUCCUUACAAUAGUGAUAUCCCUCUGUUGAAGAGGGUACAUGCAUUUUUGGAAAGAAAUGGAUUCAUCAACUAUGGUAUUUUCAAAAGGCUCAAGCCAAUACCUGCGAAAAAAUAUGGAAAAGUGAUUGUAAUUGGCGCUGGAAUCGCCGGAUUAGCUGCUGCACAGCAAUUGCAACAGUUUGGAUUGGAAGUUAUUGUUCUUGAGGCUAGAGACAGGGUUGGGGGCCGUAUUGCUACUUUCAGAAAAGGAAAUUACAUUGCCGAUCUGGGAGCAAUGGUAGUUACAGGACUUGGAGGAAAUCCAGUGACCACUCUGAGCAAACAAAUUGAUAUGGAAUUACAUCGUAUCCGGCAAAAGUGUCCUUUAUAUCAGUCCAAUGGUGUCACAGUAGACAAAGAUAAAGACGAAAUGGUGGAAAGAGAAUUCAAUAGACUUCUUGAGGCAACGUCCUAUUUGUCUCAUCAGCUUGAUUUUAAUUAUGCCGGAAAUAAGCCUGUCAGCUUGGGACAAGCUUUGGAAUGGGUCAUCAAACUACAGGAAAAACAUGUCAAAGAGAAACAGAUAGAACACCUCAAAUCAGUGAUUGCUCUUCAAGAAAAAUUGAAAACCAAUCAGUCAAUGUUGGUAAACAUCAAAGAGAAGAUGAAAGAAAUAAAUGCUACGGUGAAGGAAAUGCUCGCCAUUGAAAAACGUAACAUAGAGGAGGAGUUUGCUUAUCGAAGUGGUGUAAAAGAUUUGAGAGACUUGGCCAACGAGUGGGACCAGUUACAAGAACAAGCCAAGGAGAUUGAAGAUAAGCUGGAAGAACUGGAGAAAUCGAAACCAAGUGAUGUGUAUUUGUCUUCAAAAGAUCGUCAAAUUUUGGAUUGGCACUUUGCAAAUUUGGAAUUCGCGAAUGCAACACCACUGUCAAAUUUGUCGCUGAAGCAUUGGGACCAGGACGACGAUUUUGAGUUCACUGGGAAUCAUUUAACAGGUAAGUUGCAGCUCUGGAUAUAGGUAUUGAAACAUUUA
Molecule: messenger RNA, 1636 nt
Organism: Leptinotarsa decemlineata (Colorado potato beetle)
Lineage: Eukaryota; Metazoa; Arthropoda; Insecta; Coleoptera; Chrysomelidae
Product: lysine-specific histone demethylase Su(var)3-3
Biological process (GO): chromatin remodeling
Molecular function (GO): oxidoreductase activity; flavin adenine dinucleotide binding; chromatin binding
Source: RefSeq, a predicted model, not a curated record